GGUGUACUGCGCAUGCGGGAAGAUGGCGGGCCGGGCGACUUGAGAUCCGCGGGUCUCCCUCCUCUUUUUCCGUCUGCGUCGGGAGCUCCCGGGCACGUGAGGCCGUGCCGCGUUUACUGGCGGGCGGGACGGCCUAGCCGGGCGGCGCCUCGGAGGAAGCCGCGGACCCCUUAGGUGCUGGGCCCUUGGAAAUCGGCGCGUGGGGGGCGGUGCUCGAGCUGAGCGCGAGAGGGCGGGAGAGCUCGUGGGGUGCGAGGGGAGCAGGACGCCCGGCCGGGCAGCAUGAGUCAGCAGCGGCCGGCGAGGAAGUUACCCAGUCUCCUCCUGGACCCGACGGAGGAGACGGUUCGCCGUCGGUGCCGAGACCCCAUCAACGUGGAGGGCCUGCUGUUGUUUAUUCAGGCAAAUCUGGCUUGCUGGGCUAGGCUCAGCUGAGGGCUGCCUUCGCCAUGAAUCCUUCUCCAUCAAAAAUAAGGAUUAAUUUAGAAGAUAAUGUACAAUAUGUGUCCAUGAGAAUGUAGGAAUGGGCUCCAGAGAGAAGACAUUUAUAUUAUGAAAUAUGUACCUUUGUUCCUGAAGUAACCGCCAGUGGUCUUUAAACUAAAUGUGACAUUGUGGAGGUUCUGAGUAAGGACAUUUCUGACUGAAGAAGCUCUAAAAGUGAAGAGACCUCGUUUUGAUGUAUCGCUGGUUUAUUUAACUCGAAAAUUUAUGGAUCUUGUCAGAUCUGCUCCCGGGGGUAUUCUUGACUUAAACAAGGUUGCAACGAAACUGGGAGUCCGAAAGCGGAGAGUGUAUGACAUCACCAAUGUCUUAGAUGGAAUCGACCUCGUUGAAAAGAAAUCCAAGAACCAUAUUAGAUGGAUAGGAUCUGAUCUUAGCAAUUUUGGAGCAGUUCCCCAACAAAAGAAGCUACAGGAGGAACUUUCUGACUUAUCAGCAAUGGAAGAUGCUUUGGAUGAGUUAAUUAAGGAUUGUGCUCAGCAGCUGUUUGAGUUAACAGAUGACAAAGAAAAUGAAAGACUAGCAUAUGUGACCUAUCAAGACAUUCAUAGCAUUCAGGCCUUCCAUGAACAGAUCGUCAUUGCAGUUAAAGCUCCAGCAGAAACCAGAUUGGAUGUUCCAGCUCCCAGAGAAGACUCUAUCACAGUGCACAUAAGGAGCACCAACGGACCUAUCGAUGUCUAUUUGUGUGAAGUGGAGCAGGGUCAGACCAGUAACAAAAGGUCUGAAGGUGUCGGGACCUCUUCAUCUGAGAGCACUCAUCCAGAAGGCCCUGAGGAAGAAGAAAAUCCUCAGCAAAGUGAAGAAUUGCUUGAAGUAAGCAACUGAUGGCAUUUGAGAAUUUAUGUAUCACUGAGUUUUUUGGGAAUAUCUUCGUGGAGAAUUACGCAUCAAAUUUGAUUCUCAGAGCAAUAAAUUAUCCAUGAAGUGCUCUCGUUCUCAGUAGCGGCAUCAUGGCCAGUAGUGUCUUUGAGGAGUUCACCACUUAGAUUACUGAGUAAUUGUGGUUUCCACAUUUGAAAACAACUCCUUUUAUAAUUAUUCACUGCUUUUUGUCAGUGAAAUAGACAUCUUGCCUCCUGAAGUAGCUUCAUCACAGAGUGUCAUGAAGACAGACAGUCAGGCUGAAAUGGACAGUUCUUUGUGGACUCUACCCUUCCCUUCAAGGAGUAUGUCAUAUAUCACAAAAGAAAUUGCCUUACACUGGUUCAUGUUUGCAGUUACUGUUGUACAUUGCAUAGAUGUACACACGAAUUUAAAUGUGAUGUCUUUGUAUAUAUCUGUAUAAUGUUGAGAUUACUUACGAAAUAUGUCUGAGUGACACUUUUCACCCUUGUACAGCCAAAAUAAUGUAUAUAUGGAAAGUGACAGACAAAUUCUCUAAUCUCUUUGGUACCUAUAACUUAUUAGAAUCCUCUGGAUGAGGGUUAGAAGAGACUUUUUCCAAACUUCUACAUGUAGAAGUAUCAUAAAUGUGCUACACAUUUAUGUUUGUGGAUUUAAUUAAAGUAUUUUAAUAUGGUUUUCAGUGCUAAAAUUGGAGUCAGAUACUUCUUGGUUUUAAGCUGUCUACCUAAUUGCUGUCUCCCAGCAGACUGGUGGCAUGCCCAGUGGCUUUGGGGGCAAGGAUAGAAAUGCCAUCAGGAAAUAGCUGAAUUCAUUGUGAAACAUGAAUUCAGUCAUGGUGAUAAUUGGAAACUCCUUUCAGGUUUUUGCAAGUAGAUUUUGUAAUGUUUGUGUAUGCAGCCUUGCUGUUGAGUCAGUCCAAGGGGUUUUACUUAGGACAAGUUGUACCUUGCCCUCUCUCCAGCUCUGCUCCCACAUUUUCACAUACCUAGCUGUUUCUACCUCAUUGGGUAAGUCAUUUACCACUCUGUGCCUCAGUUUACUCUGUAGUUUACCAUUAGACUGUGAGCUCCUUGAGGGACUUUGUCAUAAUCACUGUUACAUCCCAGUGCCUCACACCAUGCCUGGCCCUUAAGAAGUGCUCAAUAAAUGUCUGAACAAAUAAGUGAGUGGAGUGAGUGAAUUGUAAGAUCAGAAUAAUAAUAUUUGGUUUGUCUAUCGUACAAGAUUCCUGUAUCGUUUGAAUAUUGCUUUUAAAGAAAUAUUUGAAGCGACUUCAAAUUCAGACUGUGUUUAAAAAGAUUUAAAAUCGGAAUCCAAAAUCAAAGUAUUAAAAAAUAAUGCUGAGUGUUUAGGAUUCACAUACCUCUGAGCUCUGGUGGCUUUUGCCAGUCCUGUCCCUCUGCUGAGCACCAGCCCUUCCUGCAGCAGUCCUGCCGGUGUGUUUCUGUGCACCUGGGGAUGAAGUGUGCUCCUCCCCCAGCGGUUAGCCUCAAUGCUUUUCCUCCCUCUGUUUUAUUAUUUGAAAUUAGCCAAAGAAAAGCUGCAGGGGGCACUGCUGAUCAUCACUGGACUGGUGGGUCGUACUGUUUGACAGAAUAGGGAAUACAGGAGGAGGAGCAAGCCUAGGGUAAAACUUAGGUUUGGGACAUGCUUGAUGAAAGCAAGAGUUGAGCAGGUUGUUGUGUGUAUGUAGGUCAGGUGCUCAGCGGAAAAGUCUGAGCUGUGUAGUACGUCAGGCAGAUGUCAGUUUAGAUGCGAUAGUUUAAGCCACAAGAGUAGGAGAGGUCAUCUAAAGAGUACAGCAGGCCUAAGGGCAUCUAUAUUUAAGGAGAAAUACAGAAGAAGUCUCCUGAGAAGGAAUAAUGGGGCGGGUGGGGAGGGAGAAGGCAGUGUCCCAAAAACCAACAAAGGUUUUACCAAAGGUAAUACCAUCAUUUCUGAGCAGCAGUUCCUUAACUUGUGAAUGUGGCAAAUGUUCUCCUUUACAAAUUGUUCUGAAGGUAAAAUGAGAUCAUGUAAACGAAAAUCCUUUGUAAAUUACAGAUGUGUGUUAUAAAUGAAGUAUCUCUCGAGUCACUCCA
Homo sapiens (human) is the source of this 3434-nucleotide messenger RNA. It is a transcript of the gene E2F6, whose product is annotated as E2F transcription factor 6. The coding region runs from base 712 to 1332 and encodes 206 amino acids. NCBI's taxonomy places the organism in Eukaryota, Metazoa, Chordata, Mammalia, Primates, Hominidae. Gene Ontology annotation, molecular function: protein dimerization activity; sequence-specific DNA binding; RNA polymerase II cis-regulatory region sequence-specific DNA binding. The record is from RefSeq and is marked reviewed. The transcript is spliced from 9 exons. Gene Ontology annotation, cellular component: transcription regulator complex; nucleus. Gene Ontology annotation, biological process: regulation of DNA-templated transcription; regulation of transcription by RNA polymerase II.